CAUUUAUAUGCAAUAGCCUUAAACAAAUAAUAGAAGUCAAGAGGAAUUGAUUAGGGUAGCUUCAAUAAUUUUCCCAGCUCCUCCAAAUAAAUAUGAUUAUUCACUUCUUUAAGCAAUAUAAUAUGCUUAAAUAGAAUAAUCUAAUAAAGUUCCAUUUUAUCUUUUAUAAAAUGAAGAUAAAACAAUAAAUAAUUACAUUCUUUAUUUUCAUGGAAAUGGUGAAGAUCUGUAUUAAAUAAAUUAUUUUUUUAAGAUAAAGUUCAUUCUAUAUGAUGAAAUCUUGUGUUUAACAAUUAAAAGCCCAUUUUAUUUUAGUUGAGUAUCCAGGUUAUGGUGUAUAUAAUAAUACAAUUACAACGACUGAAUAAAUUUAAAUGGAUGCUUUGAUAGUUUAUGAUUAUGUAAAAUAAAAGUAUUCUGUAAAUGAUAAUUAAAUAUAUGUAUUUGGAAGGUAAUCAAUUAUAUUUUAUAAAGAUCAAUUGGGACUGGCCCUGCUAUUUAUAUUGGUGCUCACAGAAAUUGUGCUGGUUUAAUUAUGUUUUGUGCUUAUACAACCCUUUUAAAAUUGGUUUAACAAAUAAUACCUAAAAAGGCAAUAUAUUUAUAAAAUGAAAACAAUUUGAAUAAUGAGGAGAAUUCUUAAAAAUUAUAAUGCAAAUGUUUAUUUAUUCAAGGAAGACUUGAUACUCUAACUCCCUUAUAGCCUAUUGAAUUAUUAUAUAACAAGUAUAUAUUUAUCAUAUAAAGUUUACCUGCUCAUAUCAAAGAUAAAUCAUAUUUGUAAAUUUAAGAACAAAUGACUCAUAAUUUUUUUAGCAUUUAAACAGAUAUAAUUGAUUAAAUAAUUAAAUUUUAUCCAGAGUUAAAAAUGAAUAACCCAAUAAGUGUAAAUGAGGGAUUUAAUUGA
Molecule: messenger RNA, 907 nt
Organism: Paramecium sonneborni
Lineage: Eukaryota; Ciliophora; Oligohymenophorea; Peniculida; Parameciidae
Source: the annotation of a GenBank genome assembly